AAAGAGCAUAGAAAAGGUACGAAGAACAAAGAGAAAGACAGGCAUGCCGGGCUAUCACCGAAUAGGGACGCGUAGGGCAGAUACCCUCCACUUCAACACUUCCUCUUCGUCUCUCCGUCCGCCCUCUCUCUCUUCAGUAUCCCAAACCACUUCCCUGUCUUUCUCUCAUCCUCUUUGUCUUCUUCCUAUCCUCGUCCCUCAGUAUCUCUACAAAAACGAACGUGGGGCUCUCGCACACCAAAAAAUGUACUCAUUGGAAGCGGCGCUUGAGCCAAGCGGCUAGCUUAUCAAGCGGGUUUUUACGUUCCCUUUCGUCUUUCAACUGGUCUUAGAAAGGAAACAAGAUAUGGUAGGACAAGACAAGUAGGGAAGUUAGUGUUCUAAUCUUAUCUUUUUCCAUAGUCUUCUUACAGCACCCUGCCUCGUCCGAUCCAGGAAGUCAAGCUGAAGAGCGCUCGGUUAGUACCACGAUGGGGGACAACGGUGAGGGCGUUACUACGAAUUCCCUUAACAGCAAAUCUCGCUCACAAAGAGACGCUAGUGUGGCCAACCCAAUAAGCCCUCCGAGAACCCAAAAACAUAAAAGGGAGAGGAAAGAGACCUAUCAUUAUCUCCGCCAAUGAAUAUUGUCGCCCCUACAAUGGCGUCAAAUUCCUCAAUGCGCGACCUCCAUCGCAAUAUAGGACACUUACCUCCUUCUGCAAUUAUGCACUUGGCCAAGAAUGGCCUGUUAGGAGACGUCGAUCUAGAUGGAUUGCGCAAAGAUGUUUUUAAGACUGAGGAUUGCAAAGAUUGCAUGGAAGCGAAAGGGACUUCCGAAGCUAAGUCCAAUCCAAGUCCUCGGGGUGGCCCUGCUGGAGAGUCGGUCCACACUGAUAUAAACGGGCCCCUCCAGCACUCGGAAGCUGGAAUGUGUUACUCCCUCGGUGUUGUUGUCGGCAACGAGCAUAUCUACACGCACGCUCGGCCUAUUAUCCAUCGCUUUUGGUGGUCUCUGCUUAACCGCAAUUCUGCCACUCACAAGAUAUUCGACAUCCCAUUGUAUUGACGGAGUUCACUAGUCUAGUUCCUUAAUUAGAUAGAUGACUACGUGGUCUAUUUUCGGUCAGACUCUAUACCAUUAUUAAUAUUCCUUUUUUGUAACUUUCUGGUCUUUCUCAUCACUAUCUAGUACACUGUUCUACGAGACUGUUUGUACGAAGGUGCUAAGUAAAGACCAGUUCGACAGGUUAUGAGCCUUGCCUCCCGUCCCUGAAUUACUUCAUACCAGCACAAAAAUUCGUCCAGUUCUCGAGCAGCAAUACCAUGUCUGAGCCCAAGGAAGAAACGGCCUCGGCCAAGAUUUCUCCGCUUAUGGGGGAAGACAACUAUAGUGAUUGGAGUUUCGAUAUCCAAGCCUACCUCCUUGGACUCCGUCUUAUGUCCACUCUUCAUGAAACUCCUGUUCUUCAUAUCCCUGUCACAGUUCCUACCGGUGACCCCAACCAAUCUCCUCGAGUUCUCACUACUGAUGAGCUCAAUACCCUCAAUGCCAAAAUUCAAAACCAACACCGGGCCUACUCCAUCGUUAUUCGAUAUCUUUCUCCCCAAGUAAAGGCUGCCUUAUCGGCUGAGGCGAAAAAUCUUCUUGAACCAAAUCCCAAACUACUCUGGGAAGAGUUGAACCGAUCAUAUUCAAAAGCCACUGGACAUAGAGUUGGAGAACUUUACUCUAUUCUCUGGACCACUCGAAUUCCGGAAGGUGCCGAUCCCCGUCCCUACCUUGCAACCCUUCGCUCUGCACUAGCCCAACUGAAGCAGACACAGUCUGUUGAUGACCAACAGUGUGCAUAUGCCAUGUUACAUGCUCUACCGGCGAGCUUCCGCCCAAUCAAACAACUUCUGUGGGCUCAGACGAAGUUCUCCACUUCAGAUGUUAUUGCUCAGGUUUCUGGCAAGUGGGUCCGAGCCCAAGGAGAUGUCGCAGAGGAGGCCGGGAUGGCCCUAUUGGCACAGUCGAAAUCAACAGUGAAUAGUAAGAGAAGGAAAGAAAAAACGGGGGACGAUGCUGGGGAGAGUCAGUAUUGUAUCUGGCAUGGUCCAAAUAGACACUCAUCAAAGGACUGUUGGGUCGAACAACGUCAAAAAGAAAUCAAGGCAGGGAAGGUAGCCGAAGCUAAGCUAGCCGAGGCUGACACAUACGAGGCGGAUGCGUCAUCUGCCUAUUUGGCACAAACCACUGCACCCAACCUCUCUUCGCCCUCCACCACCUUUGUCAUCGACUCUGGCGCGACCGACCAUAUGGUCUCCGAUCCCUCCCUCCUGCACGACGUCCGCCAUGCCUCCACGGAACACAUUCGCAUCGGCGAUGGAUCCCUACUCCCGUCAACCCAAAGAGGCAGUAUCACCAUUCAAGGUGUUGACUUCCACAAUGUCUUAGUGGUCCCUGGUCUUGACCGGAACCUCCUCUCCGCUCGUAGAACGCCUACCGGUGCGCAGUGGCUUUUCACCCGACGGGCUGCUCUCCUGCUCGAUGCCUCUGGUAAAAUCCUCCUAGCCUCUGAUUUUUCCGACAAAGGGCUCUACACCCUUCAGAUUGGCAUUGUCGCCUAGGACAUCUCAACGUCCGAAGCGUGGCUAAGCUGGCUAGUUGUGGGUCCAGUCUUCAUGCAAUGCACUGAUCACCCAGCUAGAAAGACAGGCAUUUCCAACAGCUUUCUAUGCAUACAGCCUUGGCGCCGGCAGCCGAAAAAAAUGUAUGGUCUUUAGACCAUGAGAGAUUUCGAUGUGUUAUAGCUCAAGUACCAGGAGCAGUAGUCAUGAUCUGAAAUCAUGGAUCUGUUUCCACGCCUGGUGUGAGCAGGAGUAAGACUUUGAAGUUGACCUUGGGUGACAAAAAAAUGGGGUGGUGUCAGGAACCACCCAGGUGAGUAUGUGAUGUGAGAAGGAUGGUACCCCAUCCUGC
This is a messenger RNA of Cryptococcus deneoformans JEC21, 2944 nucleotides long. RefSeq lists its product as hypothetical. NCBI's taxonomy places the organism in Eukaryota, Fungi, Basidiomycota, Tremellomycetes, Tremellales, Cryptococcaceae. The record is from RefSeq and is a predicted model, not a curated record. Bases 1306 to 2592 code for a protein of 428 amino acids. The transcript is spliced from 2 exons.